GAUCUAAACCAGGAAUGUUUGAUUUUAUGAUAUGGCCAUGGUUUGAGCGUUUUCCAGUUAUAAGUGAAUCUGGUUUUAUUUUGAAUGCUGAUGGUAAAUUACCGAAACUUGCCAAAUGGGUUGAAGCAAUGAAAGCAAAUGAAGUUGUUCAAAAAGUAAAAGUACCUGAAGAAAUAAUGAAAAAGUUUUUCAAUACUGUUCGAGAGGGCAAAGCAGAUUAUGAUAUUGAAUAG
Molecule: messenger RNA, 233 nt
Organism: Adineta steineri
Lineage: Eukaryota; Metazoa; Rotifera; Eurotatoria; Adinetida; Adinetidae
Source: the annotation of a GenBank genome assembly